Musa acuminata AAA Group (dessert banana) is the source of this 1431-nucleotide messenger RNA. RefSeq lists its product as uncharacterized. Bases 162 to 1085 code for a protein of 307 amino acids. Lineage: Eukaryota; Viridiplantae; Streptophyta; Magnoliopsida; Zingiberales; Musaceae. Gene Ontology annotation, molecular function: zinc ion binding. The record is from RefSeq and is a predicted model, not a curated record. The transcript is spliced from 7 exons.
CGUGGCUCGCAAUCUACCUCUUCCGGAGGACUUCGAUCCCGUCGACCACGACCACGCGUGGUUCGUCUCCCUCACGAGUUCUUCUUUGAUUCCACCGCCAAUUCGGAGGUCGCUUAGGGUUCUAAUCCCUUGUUCUUCGUUUCGUUGCUAGUUCCGGAGAGAUGAGAGGGGAACCGCAGAUGGGUUUGGACGAGGAGAAUAUUCCUAACGAUUCCGAUCCCCUUAUCCAGAGACAGAUUGAAGAAUCUUCACAGCCACCCGAGGGUUUGGACGAGAUCAAGGACGAGGAGGCUGACGCUGGUUCGUCUGCUUGUUGCCGCAUCUGCCUUGAGAACGAAUCCUUCCCAGGUGAUGAGUUGAUAUCUCCAUGCAUGUGCAAGGGCACCCAGCAAUUUGUCCACCGUUCAUGCCUUGAUCAUUGGCGUUCAGUGAAGGAAGGAUUUGCCUUCUCUCACUGCACGACAUGCAAGGCUCAAUUUCAUCUGCGAGUAGAGUUCCUGGAGGACUACCCAUGGCGUAAAAUAAAGUUCCGUGUUUUUGUAGCCAGAGAUGUCUUCCUUGUCUUCCUUGCCAUACAAACUGUCAUUGCUACCAUUGGUGGUUUUGUCUAUUUUUUGGACAAAAAUGGGGGCUUCAGGAAUUCAUUCAGUGACAGUUGGGACCGCAUUCUAUCGAAGCAUCCUGUACCCUUCUACUACUGCAUAGGUGUCUUGGUGUUCUUUGUGCUACUUGGGUUCUUUGGGCUGAUACUGCACUGCUCAUCCUUUGAUAGCAGUGAUCCCUGCAUGACUGGUUGCCGAAACUGCUGCUACGGGUGGGGAAUACUGGAUUGCUUCCCUGCUUCCAUGGAAGCGUGCUUCGCACUAGUAGUCAUAUUUGUCAUCGUGUUUGCCAUCCUAGGCAUUGCCUACGGUUUCCUUGCAGCUACCAUGGCCAUCCAGAGGAUUUGGCAGAGGCACUAUCACAUCCUCACCAAGAGGGAGCUCACAAAGGAAUAUGUGGUAGAGGACCUUCACGGGUAUUACACACCACCAAAAAUGGAUCCUGAGCAUGAAGAGCGCCUGAGGGUGCUCAAGCUUCUCUAGGCAAUUCUCUACUAACUAUACCUGUAAAAUGUAUUGUUAGCACUGGGGAACAAGUGACUUCUUUCUCCAAUGUGAUGGCCUUGUUCACAUUACAGGCAUGUAUAUCUCUGGCAUCUGUUGAUUUGGAGGACCGUGAAAGAACUUGUGACGGGAACCAGUGCUCAUUCGAUCAGGAGUCACCAAUUCCUCGUCCUCAGACUGCCUUAUUCGGUUUCAGGUAGUUUCUUUAGCACAAUUAAGAGCUUAAAAGCUUAAAUUUACAGACACUGCUUGUAAAAGUGAUAUUGAUCUUAGAUAUGUUCCAUAUGAACAAAUAUAUAAAUUUAUCGGAGAGAAAAUUGGUGAA